Molecule: messenger RNA, 6073 nt
Organism: Chelonia mydas (Green sea turtle)
Lineage: Eukaryota; Metazoa; Chordata; Testudines; Cheloniidae
Gene: TBKBP1
Product: TBK1 binding protein 1
Exons: 10
Coding region: 329-2155 (608 amino acids)
Biological process (GO): canonical NF-kappaB signal transduction
Cellular component (GO): cytoplasm
Source: RefSeq, a predicted model, not a curated record
GCGCUGCCGGGCUGGGUGGGGAUGCGCCGGGCAGGGAUCCAGCCGGCCCGGCCCGGCCCGGCUCGGCUCGGCUCGGCCCGGCGGGGGGCCACGUGGUGCGGCCGGCGGGGGCUAGUGCGAGCGGAAGAAAGGGGCGGCAGGAAAAGGGAAGCGGCGGAGCCAUUCCCGGUGGGGGGCGAAGGAGCCGCCCCACCCCCACCCCCACCCCCACCCCCACCCCGGCGCUGCUCGGGGGGAUCCGGCCGCGCCGAGCAUGGAGCCCGCCGGGCUGCGUCAGGAGUCGCUGUGCCCUGGCGAUUCCCGCUGAAGGCCCGUCCCGAGCCGUGCGAUGGACUCCAUGUUCGAGGAUGACAUCAGCAUCCUCACCCAGGAGGCCCUGUGCCAGGAUGAGGUGUGGCUGGACAGCCCCAACACGGACCUCUCCAGCGAGAUGUGCUCGGCCUCUCACUUUGCCCUCAUCACGGCCUACGAUGACAUCAAAAACCGCCUGACCAGCCUGGAGAGGGAGAACUCCACCCUCAAGAGGAGGCUGAAGAUGUAUGAGCUCAAGUACCCGGUGAUCGGCGAGUUCGGAGAGGAGCGCCUCUUCUCCGUCUACGACACCCAGGAGUGCUCCCUGCUGAAGAGCGAGAAGGCCAGCCUCCAGCAGCAGCUGAACCAGUUCCAGCAUGAGCUCCAGAAGAGCAAAGAGAGGGAGGAGCAGCUGGACGAGAUGAUCCAGGCGUAUGAGAAGCUGUGUGUGGAGAAGGCCGACCUGGAGUCGGAGCUGGGGGAGAUGAGAGCUUUGGUGGAGACUCAUCUGAAUCGGAUCCGGAGCCUGGAGCAGCAGUUGAGACAGAGAGAUGGCAACUCCUUCCAGAACCUCAACUCCCAGCUGCAGAACCAGGAGGUCCAAUACCUGUCUCUCCACGGCAGCCCUGGCCUGACACAUGUGCUGGAUCGGUCCAUGAGCUGGCAGAGCUCCCGCAGCCUGGAGCAGCCCAGCGAGCUGGAGGUGCACAGGCUGGAGGCCGAGCUGGAGGAGGCCCGGCACGAAGCCCAGAGCUCGCAGCGCCGGGAGGAGCAGCUGAAGGCAGAGUGCGAGAGGCUGCAGUCUGAGCUGAAGCAGCUCCAGGAGACCCGGGCGCAGGACCUGGCGACCAGUCAGUCGGAGCGGGACAUGGCCUGGGUGAAGAAAGUCGGUGAUGACCAGGUCAACCUGGCACUGGCCUACACCGAGCUGACCGAGGAGCUGUACCAGCUGAGGACCCUCAGCUCCCUGCAGAGCCAGAUCCUGCGAACGCUGCUGCAGGAGCAGCCCAUCAACGGCGGCCAGAGGCACUCCCCGCUCUCGCAGCGCCGCUCCCCGGCGCCGCCCUGCCCGCCCCCGGCUCAGCAAGGCCGGCCCCCGGUCCCCCCGUGCCAGUCUCCCGCGCUGCAGCGGCGGUCUCCCGUCCCCCCGAGCCAGUCCCCUGCCCAGCAGCGCCGCUCCCCGGCACCCCCCCCGAGCCAGUCCCCUGCCCAGCAGCGCCGCUCCCCGGCGCCCCCCCCGAGCCAAUCCCCCGCCCAGCAGCGCCGCUCCCCGGCCCCCUCCUGCCCGUCCCCCGCCUCCCAGCACCGGGCGCCUCCCGCCAGCGAGAGGAACGUGAUGGAUCUGGGGUACUCGAAGCCCCCAAGCCACCACAUCAAAGCCAGCUUCCAGGGGCGCCGCAGCUACUCGGAGGUGAGCGACGCUGCCGUGUACCGGCAGAGCCACUCCCUGUGGCUGCAGCCCGAAGCCUCCACGCUGCCAAAGCACCGUCCCUACGGCGAGGUUUACAUCGGCGGGGCCGGGGGCGCCAGAGACGCCUUCGAGGAGCACCUGCGCUUCGAGAAGCAGUCCUCGGACGAAGACGAGUGGGCCGUCCCCAGCCCCCCCAGUCCCGAGGCGGGAGCCACCCGCUGUGCCUCUUUUUGCGCUGGCUUCCCCAUCCCCGACCCCGCCGCGCACCGGACAGCUGCCUCCUACUCCAGGGCCGAGCACGCGCAGUCCUGGCCGUCGAUCAACCUGCUGAUGGAGACGGUGGAUUCUGACAUCCGAAGCUGCCCCCUCUGCCAGCUGGCGUUCCCUAUCGGCUACCCGGACGAUGCUUUGAUAAAGCACAUUGAUUCGCACCUGGAGAACAGUAAGAUCUGAGGCUCCUCCUCCUUCCUCCUCGUCACGACUUCCUUACAGCCCUGGCCCCCUUUGGAUGCUGCAUGAAAACGCGGGGAGCAACACGCCUCCCUAAAUACCUCCAAGUCUUCAGUACCUGCAGGAAAGACUGAACUGUAAGAGACUCACCUCUCCCCCUUCCCCUCACCUUGGUUUUAAGUGGGUUUCUUUUCCCCUCCGCUCCCCUCCCCGCCCCCGGGAAUGGCAGGAUCUGCAAUACUCCUUGUGUCAGCCGGGGGAACGCUCCGGUCCAGGUACUGGGGAGGGCAGAACAAUUAGUAGUGGCUUCUUACAGAGGGUGUCGCUUGCCUUUUACUGCUUCUUCCUUUACAGCUCUUGCUGUGCCAUUUGGUUUCUCUGGAUGAUCUCAGGGAGGACUGAUGGAGGAUGGAUUCCACCCCCCACUCUGAAAGCCGCUGCGGUGAGAGGCACAGAGUUUCCAUGCACCUGUCUGCGGGAAUCUCAGUGCAGUUUGAGUCUCUCCCCUCUCCCCAGGGGUUUAAUUGUUACAGGGCGGUUGGUUCUCUUCAGCUUUGGUCACUGUUGGCCCCCGAGAGCUUUCAAACCAACCUGCCUUGGCCUUUGGCUGCUAGUUCAAGCAUCUUUCCAUUAAAAUCCCCCCCCUUUCUCUCAGUGACGCUGUUGAGAAACAAAACCCACUUUCUAGAGGUGUAGCAUGGACAUCCUAUAAUAUUGCACUGAACUUAAUGUCGGCUAGGGGCCAUAUUCUGGUCUCUGCAAAGUCAAUGGCUGCUUUUGACUUUGACUCUGGUGGAGCCCAGCUGUGUCCCUGGUGUAUUUAUAUUCUCUUUGAUGUACCGUUUACUCCUCCUUCAUCCUGACACGUUGCUUUGAGUAGCUAGUUACCGUGUAUCAAGAAUACCCUCUGUGUCCCACAUAGUGGUCACGCCCUCACCUUGCCCGCAGUCUCGUGAUGGCAUGUGACACUGUCGUGAUGGCAUCAUGUUAAUUCCACAGCGGCCACCUGCGUGGGUCCAAGACCCACUGUCUCUCUCCGGCCUUACCAAGCAUCUUUGCAUUGUACUGAUCUGCGACAAGCCCAUUCAGACUGGCCAGCUGCCCUCAUUUCCCCCUGCCCGUACCCCGGGGACUGUCUCAAUGGAACUUCAUGGAGUCAUUCAUUCAUCAGAAGUGCCCGCACAGUGAAGAUCCUUUGGGAGUAUCCCACAUUUCCUAGCGGGACCCAGAGAUAUUUUUUUGUGCUGGGCAAACCCCCACUCCUUCAUCAUUCACCAGGGCGCUGAUGAAACUAGCAGCCGUAGCAGUGCGUCUCUGGGUAGGCAUCGGCUGUUCCUCCGGGCCGGAUCCUCGGCUGGUGUCAUUCGUCCAAACUCUGGGGCGGGGAAGGGAAGGAAGAGACUCUCGCUCGCUGUGGGCUGGGAGGUGGCGUUCGCCCUCCGGCAUUGGAGUGGAAAAUGUAAUGCAUGGCGAACCGGCCAUUUCCACCCCGAUGCUCUGCCUAGAGAUGGGCCCAAACCACUAACAGUUAAUCUGGAGCAACUAGAUCCCUGGCAUUUCCAGGGGUAUUCAGAUGCAGGGUUUGGGCCCCACUCUCGAAUUGCGCUGGGGAGUGGGUGUGGUGUGAAUUGGUUUACUUAGGGUGAGGAUUGUCUGGGCCCAAGGGGAAUCCCGAGCUCCUUAUCUGAGGAAACUCUCAGAAGGGGAGGGCUUGUCCACACUUGAAAGUUAAUGCGGACUAAAGCACAGUGUAAAUGGAAAGUGCAUUAGCUGUUCCUGAUUAACCCCCAUGUAUGGACCCUUUUAUUCCACAACAAGCGUGCCCCGUUCCUGUUUAGUUUCACCAUUGACCUGGAAUACGAGGAUCCACAAAUGGAACAACUCCACGGGUAGUUGAGCCCUGGAUUGUGGGGUUCAUCCAUGGAACUGCGAGACCCCAGGAAGUUAGAGGGUUCCAAACUUGCCAUAAGAAGGGCUUGUGGUUUAACAGGGAUCAGAGCAGGGCCAACCUGCGGCUCGGGUGACCCUAGGGGCUGGCCAAAGCGAUGACUAGCCUCUGGCCCCACAUGCUGGGUGGCCGAGGGGUGCGUUACCGACUGAUGGUGCUGGCGAUCCAGGGUGGAUGGAUGCCAAAAUUAUAGGACCAUGAAUUGACUGAUGGGCUUGAUGUGGACAUCACUGGGUGCGGCGCUCUGGCCUGCGUUAUGUGUACCUGACGCACAAGCCACGCAGGGGUGGAUCCAUGCAGGAGCUUGGAUCAUAUUGGUCCCUUCUGGCCUUAAUGGGCAUGUCUCCACUGCAGUUAAAUUCCAGUGGCUGGCCCGUGUCAUCUGACUCGGGCUUGGGCUAUAAAACUGUAGGGACCCUUGUGGGGUCCCGGGCUCCAGCCUAACCCCAGACAUUUACAGUGCAGUCUUAUAGCCCUGCAGCCUGAUCCCCGCGAGCCCGAGUCACCUGAGCCCCGGGUGUUUAAUCACAGCGUAGACGUACCCAAAGCCUAUGAAUCAGAGAGCAAUUCCAGACGCUUCCAAGCAGCUGACGCCAGUGCCGCUGGGUAAGGUGCCUGAGUCUAGCAGGGGCGCGGGCCUUUGGGAAAAUGCAUUCAAACCGGUUUUGUGCAUUCUGGGGAGGUGGGGAUGACACCCCGCCAUUCAUGGCUCUCCCCCCCGUAUCUCAUGUCACGCUGCAUCUGGGGCUGGAAGUCGUGGCAUUGGGCAAAAAAGGGCCCAAUCCUGCGAGAUUGCAGAAAAAUUCCAAGCAGGCUCUGAGCACCCUCAAGUCCCACUGAAGUCGGCGGGGGCUGAAAGGGCUUGAGUCUCCUUGGAAGGCCAGCGGGCAUAAAUCGAUGUAGCCCCUCUGCACCGAUUUACACUGACGGAGGAGCUGAUGCAUCCUCCUUGGCUGAUGCAUCACUCCUUUCCAUACUCUGGUAACACACGCUCGCCCACAAGCUGUGGAUGUCACAGACAAGACAAAAAGAAAAGGAGUACUUGUGGCACCUUAGAGACUAACCAAUUUAUUUGAGCAUACGCUUUCGUGAGCUACAGCUCACUUCAUCAGAUGCAUACUGUGGAAAGUGCAUCCGAUGAAGUGAGCUGUAGCUCACGAACGCUUAUGCUCAAAUAAAUUGGUUAGUCUCUAAGGUGCCACAAGUACUCCUUUUCUUUUUGCGAAUACAGAGUAACACGGCUGUUACUCUGAAACAGACAAGACAAGCAUUUUCAGCAGGCGGAGGAUUCCAGCCAUAUUGAAGUCAUGUCACUUUAAGGUUGGGGGAGGGGCCAGCACUGGGGGGGAGGAGUCAAGGGCUAGAGAAGUGCCCGCGAGCAAUUUAAUUUCCCCACUACUGACACCACUUGUCCCACAUCCACAUGAAAUCUACCUCAGAGCCAACGAGAAGCAGAAAGGAUGGAGAGGCAAGAUGGGGCUGAGCUGCCCAGGUCCGUCUGUAGGGGUCUGAUGCAUUCUGCAUCGUGGCGCAAAGCCUGAUGCGACAAUGCACGGCUCUGUCUGAAGAGCCCAGAGCUACCCCUUCCCCAUGCGUGGCCUGCAGAGAGCUCUCAGUGUGUUGUUUAUUGUAGGCUGCUCCGGGCCUGUUACUUCAAUCCCCCCUGUUCUAGUCCAACGAUCCAAAGCAGAAAUACGUGAUGUGGUAUAAUCUCCGCCCCUCUCCCAACCGAGCACCCAAUCGGGAGAUCCAAGCGGCCUGUCAGUCAUCGUUCUGUGCUGCAUGCUCUUGACUGACCCCUCUCGAUACGGCCCGCCAACGAACACGGGCCCCUGAGAUCCUCAGCUCAGGAGAACGUGGAGAGACAUUGGUCUGUACGUAUCUUCCUUUUGUGUAUGUUCUCUUUGAAGAGAUCCUGUGCUCUGUGAAACAGAAUAAGUCAAAUAAAAGUUACCUAUAGACUGAAGCGUCAA